Molecule: messenger RNA, 414 nt
Organism: Triticum turgidum subsp. durum (durum wheat)
Lineage: Eukaryota; Viridiplantae; Streptophyta; Magnoliopsida; Poales; Poaceae
Source: the annotation of a GenBank genome assembly
AUGGACAAGCACAUUGAGAUGUCUUACUGCCGCUUUGAGAGCUUCAAGAUACUCGCCAAGAACUACCUGGAUGUGGUGGAGCACGAGCUGUUUGGGGAGAUUCAGCAGCUGCUUGAGGAGACCGACAUGUCGCCCGCUGACGUGGCAGAGAACCUGAUGCCCUUGUCCAAGAAGAAAAAGAGGGACCCUGAUGUGUGCUUGGCAGGCCUCAUCGAGGUGCUCAAGCAGGCCAAAGAAGACGCGACGGUCGCCAAGGCGAAGGAGGAAGAGGUGGCCAAGGAGGCUGAAGCGAAGAAAGCCAAGGAGAAAGAGGAGGCUGAAGUGAAGAAAGCCAAGGAGAAAGAGGAAGGGAAGGACAAAACAUCAGAGGAAGCCAUUGGAGACAACAUGCAAGCUGACAAGAUACAGGAGUAG